GAGCUGUGACGCCGCGUGGCCCCUGCGCCCCGCGCCGACGCCGCCGUCGACACACCAUGGACUUUGACGCGAACCAGUGGGAGAUGGCCCAGCAGCAGAUGCAGAACUGCGACCCGGAGCAGAUGAAGGCCCAGGCGCGCAUGAUGAAGAACAUGGACAAGGACAACCUGCGGCGCAUGAACCCCCAGUUCGCGAACAUGAGCGACUCGGAGAUCGACAUGGCGGCGUCGCAGAUGGAGAUGAUGGCGAGUAACCCGGCCAUGCUCAAGAUGGCCGCGGCGCAGAUGGGCGGCAUGAGCCACGGCCAGGCGCGGGCGCAGAUGAAGGCCGUGCAGGGCGCGCGCGGCAAGAAGAAGGGCGGCGCCGCCCUCGCCGCGGGGUACAAGGUCGGCGACCGCGUCGAGCUCAAGGGCCUCAAGGGCGCCGCGGAGCACAACGGCAAGCACGGCACGGUCACGGGCGGGCAGAACGACCGGCUCAAGGUGCUCCUCGACGGCUCGGACUCGAAGACGCUGGCGCUCAAGCCCGCGAACCUGGACAAGCUCGCGGGCGACGACGGCGCCGCGGACGUGCCCGCCGGCGGGCUGGACCUGGACGCGCUGCCGAACAUCGACGCGGACCAGCUCAAGCAGGCGUCGGAGGCGAUGAAGAACGCGGACCCGGAGCAGAUGAAGGCGCAGGCGGCGGCGAUGCGCAACAUGGACCCGGCGACGAUCCGGUCCAUGAACCCGCAGAUGGCCCACAUGUCCGACGCGCAGAUCAAGGCCGCGGCGGACCAGAUGGACGCCAUCGCGGGCAACCCGGAGAUGAUGAAGAUGGCGAUGGAGCAGAUGGAGAACAUGCCGCCCGAGGUCCUCGAGCAGCAGAUGAAGAUGAUGCAGAACAUGUCAAACGAGGAGAAGCAGCAGAUGCAGGAGGCCAUGGGCGGCAUGAUGGGCGGCGGCGGCAUGCCGCCGGGCGGCGGCAUGCCCGACGCGGAGACGGCGUCGAAGAUGAUGGCGAACAUCUCCGAGGAGCAGAUGGGCUCGAUGAUCGACAUGGUCAAGAAGAACCCGGACAUGAUCAAGUCCAUGAUGAAGUCGAACCCCAUGACCGCGGGCAUGGACGAGGCCGCCAUCGACAAGCAGCUCGAGAUGCUCGACAAGCUCGACCCGGAGACCGUGAAGAAGUUCGUCGGCUACGCGCAAAAGGCGCAGAAGGUCUUCGGCCCGCUCAUCGCCCUCUACGCCAAGGUCAACCGGGCCGUCGGCGGCAAGCUCGCGCAGAUCCUCGGCGCGUCGCUCGUCGCCGUCGUCGCCUUCUACGUGUCCAAGUGGACGGGGCUCCUCGCCUACGGCGCGCCCGCCGCCGACGCGCCGCCGGUGGACCUCGCGGGCCUCAAGGACGCGGCUGUCGAGGCCGUCGAGUCCGUCACGGCCGCCGUCAACGGCGGCGAGGACGACGACAUCAUGACCGUGGAGGACGCGCGCGAGGAGGAGCCGAACGACGACGACCCGCUGCGGCGGCGCCCGCGGCGGCGGCGGCCGCGGCGCGCGCGCGCGUUCCUCGCCGUCGCCUUCGUCGUCCUUUGCGGCGGCGCGAGCUACGCCGCCGUCGCGUGCCGGAGCCGCGCGCUCCGGGUCGCGGAGCGCAUCGGGUCGCUGCCGCCGCUCGAGGCCGACGCGGCCUACGUCGCGCUUUUGGCGGUUUGGCUCCUGUGCCUGCUGCCGACGUCGGUGCUCGAGGUCGCCGCGGGCUUCAUCCUGGGCUUCUGGCGCGCGGCGCUCUGCUCGACGCUCGGCAAGUUCCUCGGGUCCGUGACGUCGUUCGGCAUCGGCGCCUACGGCUGCCGCGACGCCGUGCGCGCGCACGUCAUCGGCGGCGACGCGGCCCAGGAGAGCGGCUACCUCCGGGGCCUGGAGCUGGCGCUCCAGCGCGAGCCCUUCGGGACGUGCCUCGCGCUGCGGCUCGCCUACGUGCCGGAGGCCGUGCAGAACUACGUGCCCGCGGUCUUCGACGCGCCCUUUGUGGCGUUCGCGGCGGCGACGCUCGUCGGGUCGUCGCUCUACGCGCUCCUCUGGGCCAAGCUCGGCAGCCAGCUGAGCUCCGCGUCGGACGUCGGCGCCGACGGCAUGUCGCCGGAGAAGGUCCUCUUCAUGUGUCUCGGGGCCGCGGGCCUCGCGGCCGUCUUCGGCCUCGCCCACUGGAACUCGAAGCGCGUCAUCGCGCGGUGGAACGCGCUCGAGGUCGUCGCCGACGCGGGCCGCGACGGCGCGCCGGCGCCGAAGCCGCCCGCGGGCUACGCGGCGGCGCCCGCGGACACGCGACGAGCCGUCGUGUAA
Molecule: messenger RNA, 2321 nt
Organism: Aureococcus anophagefferens
Lineage: Eukaryota; Pelagophyceae; Pelagomonadales; Pelagomonadaceae
Exons: 2
Coding region: 57-2321 (754 amino acids)
Cellular component (GO): membrane
Source: RefSeq, a predicted model, not a curated record